Messenger RNA from Nematocida ausubeli, 1617 nucleotides. RefSeq lists its product as uncharacterized. The transcript has a single exon. NCBI's taxonomy places the organism in Eukaryota, Fungi, Microsporidia. The record is from RefSeq and is a predicted model, not a curated record. Bases 1 to 1617 code for a protein of 538 amino acids.
AUGGAUCCAUCUAAUUACACAGAACUAGAACAAACUGACCUAAUAGACCUAGAUAUAUUCCUAUACAAAGACAUAAUCUCAAAGUAUUCAUAUAAUUACACUGCACCUUCAAAUAUAUCCACAUAUAAAUGGAAAAUAAUCACAGAUAUAUUCAGUAAGACAUAUAUAUCCAUAAAUCACUUAAAUACACUGCAUAAUAUACGGCUAGAUAUAAUUAAUACAAUUAUAUGGCAGGGUUAUAUGCAAUAUAGUGAUAAAUAUAUUAUACCCUUACUAAAUAUAUCUGAAUAUACAGUUAGUCAGGUAUUAUAUACGGUAGAGUAUAUAUAUAGACUAAUUCAGUCAGGAUAUAUUUCUUUGUUGGAAAAUAUAUUUAUAUGGCGGGAUAUUAUCACGGAGAGUGAAAUUAAUUUAAAGAAUUAUUUCUUUGUGGAAGAAUACUUCAGGAAUGGUAUGAAUUUGCAGAAAUAUUUUGUACAGAGUGAGAUUUAUUCUGGAUUAUGUGAGUUUAUUGCAGGAAUUAGUCAGGAAAACCUGAAAAAACCCACAUUACAAGAACUUUACAAUAAAAAGACAGGGGCAGGUGAGAGAUAUGUGGAAUACGGAAUAAAUUUAUUGAUGAAUAAGAGGACAUCCCUUAAGGAGAUUGAUGCAAUAGCCCCAUGGGGCAGCAAGAUGCAGACCUGGGUCUACUCAUUCCUAGGUAGGGACCUUGAAAGUGAUAAAUCACGAGUACCUGGAGAUAAUUUGACCCCAGAGGCACUCCAGAAUAUUUCCAUUUUGGCUGCAAUAAAAGACCACUGGGAAGAUAUCCUUAUGAUAGAAAGUGAAUUCCUAAGGUGCUUCUCAAAUGAGCACAUAAACAUACUUUGCCCAAUGGCAGCCCCUUUAAUAACGCCAUCCUUCAAAAGUUUCCGAAUCCUGCAAGAAUUAGUCAGGAAAGCAGGCACAACAGCCGCAUUCAUGGAUACAGACGGAUUAUACAGUCUAUUCAGGCAGUCAGAUAUAUCCCCAGAUAUAAAAGUGAUUUUAGCCAGAAGAUAUAUAAGGAUUUUGCACAUGAUAAAAACAGUUUAUAACGACAAACAAAAUAUCCUAAUAAAAACACUCUUGGAAGACCUGCAAGACAAAGAAAAAACCGUUAAUCUAUGGAAAUACAGGCCAAUAGUCAUAAAUAGCCUAGGGAUCAUGCAGAUUUUCAAAAGAAUCAGGAAUAUAUGCAUAAAUAGAUAUAUUCCUAGAUUUAAAAAACUGAUAAAAAAAAUUUGCAAAAAGAUAAAAAUUAUGUUAAUUAAAUUCGGUAUUUUUGUGCACCUGAUGUGGAUUGCGAUUCAGUUGAACUUAACUGCCAGAAGGGUAGAGAAGAGUGUAAAGGGAAUUAAUGCCUGGUUCUGGAAUACUUCCAUAAUAAAGCAUAUUUCCAGUUGGAGAAUAUUUUCAUACAAGACGUACAGAGGGUACGGUACAGAGAAUUAUAACGAAGUCCCAGAGCCCGUCAUGAAGACACUCAGGCACAUGUCAAAGGAAAUUAAGACAGUCAUGGAGAAGUGCAUGCUUCCUGCACUAGGUGUCAUACAGGCAACAGGUACUCUAUUGUAUGUGAGCAUACUAGGGUAA